Molecule: messenger RNA, 3693 nt
Organism: Syngnathoides biaculeatus (alligator pipefish)
Lineage: Eukaryota; Metazoa; Chordata; Actinopteri; Syngnathiformes; Syngnathidae
Product: inhibin beta B chain-like
Exons: 3
Coding region: 2217-3398 (393 amino acids)
Biological process (GO): BMP signaling pathway; SMAD protein signal transduction
Cellular component (GO): extracellular region
Molecular function (GO): cytokine activity; growth factor activity
Source: RefSeq, a predicted model, not a curated record
CUUUGCAGUGACAUUUCAGGAUGCGCUAUAACUUUCACAGGUGAACCUAAUUUGACCAACUUUAAGCUUUUAAAUUGAAUGUCUCUUAAAAGUCUCUUGAUCAGAAAAGUAGCUCAAUAUCGCGACCAAAUGGCUAAGUGAUCAACAGUGCUUUUAAAAACUAUCUCCUUUCGGUCAUGUUUUUAGGUGAAGGAGCGCACACCACCAGCAACAAUAGAGAAACGAUCUGUUCAAUUUUGUAGAAGUUGUUUUAGUUCCUUUCAGUUAAACAGUUUAUGAAUAUCUAAACACAGCAGUUCUGUUGAUCGGUAUUAGGAUUGUGAAGGGGAGUGAGGGAAAAACAAAGGGAUCCCUAAAAUGGAAAAAUUUGAAAACCCCUAUAGUAUGAUGUGUACACAAACGCACGGCAUGAUGUGGCUGAUAGAUGAAGAAUCAACUCCGCUUGGUUACAGUGACUAAGGGGAUGAAGAUAGGUAGGUUGGUAAAGAUGUUGGGAUGUGGCAUGUAAUAAAUAUACUGUAGUGUAAUUAUUAGACUUUGCGCUGAUUUGAAAGGCCUUAUAAGAUUGGCCGAUAAUUAGCAUUUUUUUUGCUGAUCCGUUUUGAUGUCAUAAUUUGCCAGUCCGAUCAAUGCACCACGUCGCUGUCAUGCUCAGUAUACCAGUUUAUUUUUAUAUAUUAGUAUUUCUAGAUAUUUUUGUUUCUUUUGACGCACUACUGUAAAUAUCUGAUGGCCAAUAAAGUUAUUUAAAAAUCCUAAAUACAAAGUGAUAAACAAACGUGUCCCAACUCUGUCCACCUGGUGUGACUGAGCAGAGAUACUUGAACAACAACUUUUGAUAAUGGCUUGGGAGAAAACAUUUAAUGAAAGUCUACGAGUGUCCUAACACAUACACGUGUGUGUUAUUGACUGAAAAAUGUUCCGUACAUGACGUGGAUUUGAAUAUUAUAAGGCACAUAUCUGAUUGUAAUUUGUAUAUUGUACACUUGAGAGGUAAAAUAUCACCAAAAGUGAAAGUAUUUGAGUGAAAUUCAUGUUAAUACCUAAUGUGAGGUUGAUCUUUCUUUUGUUUGUGCCAAACAUAAUUUAAUGUGAAAUCUAAAGCAAUACAGGCCAUGCGUUUUAGCAUAAGCAUGCUUUGUCAGUCCGGUUCCAGCUGUGGCUGCACGUAAACUUUCAAUACACUUCAUGUGUCUUUGGGACCCCGCAAAAAGGCUACGUAUCCUUCGUUGAUGACUAUCUGCAAAGUCCAUAGGGCAACACGACUUACAAUUUAUUAAUCAAUAGAAAUAAGCGUGAACAACCAAAUACGCACUUGUGGUCGGUUCUCGAAUUCUAUUGGCUACCUGCCUACCCAGACACCACGUGACUCUUUGGGACAACACGGCGAAAGUUACCAUAGUGUAUGAAACUGGACAAAGAUACAAAUAACUCUCAGCCAUCACAGUGAGCCACUAUAGUGAAGAAUGAACGUGAGGUAUCAAUGCGUGUACUGGAGAAUAAUAAUGACCUUAAUUACUGGCUUUACUUAAAGAGGAACAGUAAUUCAAAGAGUGAAUCAAACUGGCAGCCAAUCAACGAGUUCCGACAGGCAACCAAAUUCCACUCGUAGAUUCCCGCCCUCGAAACAAAAUGUACACUCUUGAUUGGAUUAAAUCGUUUUCGGGAAAACCCCGACGCACACGAUUGGCCGGAGAGACUGACGCUCACGUGACAAGUUCAAUCCCAGAUCGCGCUUUCCGCCCUCAGGGGGGAAAACACUUGAGUAGAACUGACGCGAGGCAUUGUCGGCAAAGCGAACAAACACGGAGCGAAUUAAACGACUCCGCGGUGUUGCGGGUGCUGAAUCCCAGAUGCCAGAAUGGACUCACUGGCUGGCACACCUCCACCUCCACCUCCUCUUCCUUCACGUCCUCAUCCUCCUGCUCCUCGCCCCGAGUGCAGCAGCCGCGUUUUGGAACUUAUGAAGAAAUGGCGCAACUUCUCAAAUGGAUUCACGUGUUGUGGAAUAUGCUGAAGGGUUCGGGUUAGGUUUCCCUGGCCGAUGAAGCGUGACUCGUCUUCCUGCCUGCAUCUGUACGAGUGCCAAAGCUGUGAUGUGAUACAACAUGUAAAGAAGAAAAAAAAAAGUGUUACCCGGACUUCACUUUGGACUUUCUAACCUGAAGCGUGACCAAAGCGGGAGCGGCGUUCUUCUAUUCAUUCUCACAUAGAAAAUGACUUGUUGGCUCUUCCGAUUGGCUGCGCUCUCGAUUUGCGUCCUCUGCAUCCUCUGCACUGCUGCGCCCAGGACCGGUACUGAAGGGGAGGCGCGCACCCCGUCCCGGGAUAGCUGCGCGUCUUGCGGCGUCGCUCAGGCCGAGGAGGACGCCGAACCCAGCCGGCUGGACGCGGACCUGCUGGAGGCGGUCAAGAGGCACAUCCUGAGCAGACUGCAGAUGAGGAAGCGGCCCAACAUCACACACCCGGUGCCGAAGGCCGCUAUGGUGACGGCGUUGCGGAAGCUCCACGCCGGGAAGCUUCGAGAGGACGGCAGGGUGGAGAUCCCUAACUUGGACGGGCACCCGAUGAGCAACGACGUCCUGGAGGAGAGCUCGGAGAUCAUCAGCUUUGCGGAAAAAGAUGACCUGGUGAUGUCCAAGUCUAGUUUGUUCUUCCUGAUCUCCGGCGAGGGCAACCCGAACUUGGAUGUGACGCAGGCCACCCUCUGGCUCUACUUCAAGUUGCUGCCUCCCCCCGCUGACCUGCGGACACGACGGAAGGUGACAGUGAAGGUGUACUACCAGGAACCGGGCCUGAGCAGCAAGUGGGACCUGGUGGAGAAAUGUGUGGAGCUGAAACGGAGCGGGUGGCACACCUUCACGCUGACCCACGCCGUGCGCUCGGUGUUUGAGCAGGGCGACCGGCGCCAGAACCUGGACGUGCGCUGCGAGGGCUGCGAGGUGGCGGGGGUGGCGCCCGUCCUCCUCAACCGCAACGAUGAGUCGCACCGGCCUUUUUUGGUGGUGCAGGCCCGGCAGGUGGACCCCAAGCAUAGGAUUCGGAAACGAGGACUGGAAUGUGACGGGAGCGCGAAUCUGUGCUGCCGCCAGCAGUUCUACAUCGACUUCCGGCUCAUAGGCUGGAACGACUGGAUCAUAGCACCGUCCGGCUACUUCGGGAACUACUGUGAAGGGAAGUGUCCCGCUUAUAUGGCAGGAGUCCCCGGGUCAGCGUCGUCUUUCCACACCGCUGUCGUGAACCAGUAUCGCAUGCGGGGGAUGAGUCCGGGCUCCAUGAACUCCUGUUGCAUCCCGACCAGGUUGAGCACCAUGUCCAUGCUCUACUUUGAUGACGAGUACAACAUUGUGAAGCGAGACGUGCCCAACAUGAUUGUGGAGGAGUGUGGCUGCGCUUAACCUCUUCUGAGCGUGGCCGUGUCAGUCCCCACUGAAUCAGAACCAGGUGGACCACGUAGAAAAGUGCAAGACCUCCCGUGUGCUUGCAUAUAAGCUCAUGUUGUACAUAUAUUUAUGUUUGUUGCUGUACAGUGAUACCUUGACUUACAAGUGCCCCGAUUUAGUUUUUUUUUUUUUCAAGUUAAGACCUGUCGCUUGGUUGAUUGUCUUGCUUCGUUUACAAGGCAAAAUUUGAAUUCUGAGCAAGCUUUAGAUCCAUCACCAUGCGAGUAAAAAAAAAAAAAAAAGACCAAAA